This is a messenger RNA of Stomoxys calcitrans (stable fly), 3874 nucleotides long. RefSeq names its product potassium voltage-gated channel unc-103 (gene sei). Lineage: Eukaryota; Metazoa; Arthropoda; Insecta; Diptera; Muscidae. The transcript is spliced from 14 exons. Gene Ontology annotation, cellular component: membrane. Gene Ontology annotation, molecular function: inward rectifier potassium channel activity. The record is from RefSeq and is a predicted model, not a curated record. Gene Ontology annotation, biological process: potassium ion transmembrane transport; membrane repolarization during action potential. The coding region runs from base 309 to 3032 and encodes 907 amino acids.
CAUUAAGGUGAAAAAGAAUUUUCUUGCAAGUCAGUAGCAGCAAAAAAAAUAUGUAGAAUACUUUUCCAUGUUGCAGUGGAGUUAUAGAUGUUAAAGAGAGGAAAUAAAUAAAAUAAUAUACAUUUUGGGUUAAGCAGCGACUGCAGUGAAAACGGAAAAAUGAAUUUUAUUCGAAAGAAAUGUGUUGUUACCUUGCGUUGCUCAUCAUAGUAUACUUUAAGGCUGAUGUAAUUUCAUAGAAUAUAGUAUACUUUGAGGCUGAUGUAAUAUUAUGUUCUUGUCGCACUUCGGAUUAGCACUUCAACAUUAUGUCACAGAAAUCCUGCAUUGAACUAAAUGAGAUACGUAAAUUAGACGAGAUUCUACGCCAAUGUGAAAUUUACGUAUCGAAGAAUAAGCAAACUCCCCCCCUAGUGGAAACGCGUAAAACGAAAUUCCAAAUCUUAAGCAAACAAAAACUGAAAUUCGUGGAGCGAGAGCUCUUCUCCAUGAUGUGCACGGCCAAUAGAAUGAAUAAGAAAAGUGUGUUUGUGUCGGAUAUUUUGAUGAAUUCCAAUCUCUUUUCCCAUAAAGAUGAGAAUGGCAAAUAUUUUUUACGUAACAAUUGUCAAAAGAACCCCAACAACUUCCGAAUGUAUCACAAGAUACUGCGGACCAACAUUGAAGAUGGCGAAGACGAGUUCAUGUACAGGAAGUGUGCUAAAAAUGAGUUGUCACAGAAUUGCUUGGAAAACAUCAAAAAUUGCCUGCAUGAAAAUCUUAAGCAGGGCAAAAAGUAUGGCUCCAAUGCAUACGAGGCCAUACAACAUAAACGCAAGCAACAACAACAGCAAUUGUAUAGGCAGCAACAACAACAGCAGAAGGUGGUGGGUUCCCAUCACCUACACCAACCCCAUUCGACUAUGGAGAACUGUACGCUAAAAUCAGGAGCGUACAAAGCGGACAUGGGCAUUGUGUCGUGUGACAAAUGCGAAAAGCAACGUCACAAAGCAGUGCUCAUACAAACGAGUCUGGGCGGGAUGGAUAACAUCAGCGAAAAGAGUAAGAAAAUACCAAAAUCCGAUGGUUACAGCUACGAUCAGGGUUACUCCAAAUCCAACAUUCAAAGUUGCCAGACCACCCCCGAUGAGAAGAGAAAGAAUGUUAAUAACAACAAUACCAGCAGCAACAACAAAUACAAAUUUUCCUCGCAAAUCUUCGGAAGAAAGUUGUCCUCCAAACACGUCAGUGAGUUGGGCGAAGACACUCUGGACAAAGAGGCGUUAUUAAGCCCAAAAAUGGAAAUAAAAUUUCCGGACCCCGUCGAAACGGUGUUGUCAUUAGGAGCCAAUGUUCUGCCGGAACAAAAGAGUAUGGGUGCUAAAACACAUCGUUGGACAAUUCUUCACUACUCUCCAUUCAAGGCUGUUUGGGAUUGGGUCAUUUUGAUAUUGGUUAUGUACACGGCUAUAUUUACCCCAUAUGUUGCUGCAUUUUUAUUGGGUGAACAAGAUUAUCAGAGACGUACCAAUAAGUAUAUAAACAGUGAUCCUAUAGUUAUUGUGGAUCUUAUAGUUGAUGUCACUUUUAUCGUUGAUAUCUUAAUCAAUUUUCGUACUACAUUCGUUAAUGGACAAGAUGAGGUCGUUUCCCAUCCGGGCCGCAUAGCGGUCCAUUACUUGAGUGGCUGGUUUCUCAUAGAUUUGGUGGCGGCUAUACCCUUUGACUUGCUACUGGUGGGCAGCGACACUGACGAGCUUGGCUUGGAUAAUGAAGAGACAACAACUCUAAUUGGUCUUUUGAAAACAGCCCGUUUGCUGAGGCUGGUGAGGGUAGCACGGAAAAUUGAUCGUUAUUCGGAAUAUGGAGCUGCUGUCUUGGUACUGCUUAUGGCCACAUUUGUUCUCAUUGCGCACUGGCUGGCUUGUAUAUGGUAUGCCAUUGGCAAUGCUGAACGCAUUAUGCUUACAAAGAAUAUAGGGUGGUUACAUACGUUGGGCAAUGAUAUUGAUGAACCUUACUUUGAAAACAAAACAGGAGGUCCAUCUAUCAAGUCCCGUUAUAUAACCGCUUUAUAUUUUACAUUCACCUCGUUGACCUCGGUGGGUUUCGGCAAUGUGGCUCCCAAUACAGAUGCAGAAAAAAUUUUCACCAUUUGUGUGAUGUUGGUGGGCUCCUUAAUGUAUGCUAGUAUAUUCGGUAACGUCUCUGCUAUUAUACAAAGAUUGUAUUCGGGUACAGCUCGUUAUCAUACACAAAUGUUAAGAGUUAGAGAGUUUAUACGAUUCCACCAGAUACCAAAUCCCUUGCGUCAGCGCUUAGAAGAGUAUUUCCAACAUGCCUGGACCUAUACGAACGGCAUCGAUAUGAAUUCGGUGCUAAAAGGAUUUCCCGAAUGCCUACAGGCCGAUAUAUGUUUACACUUGAAUCGUAAACUCUUGCAAAAUUGUCCAGCCUUUACAGGAGCUAGUCCGGGUUGUUUGAGAGCGCUCUCAUUGAAAUUUAAAACUACCCAUGCACCGCCCGGAGAUGUCUUGGUACACAAGGGCGAUGUGUUGACUUCAUUAUUUUUUAUAGCUAGAGGAUCCAUAGAAAUUCAAAGAGAGAAUACAACAAUAGUUAUAUUGGGUAAGGAUGAUAUAUUUGGGGAAAAUCCCUGUAUAUACCCAAGCAUUGGCAAAUCAAAUGCCAACGUUCGUGCCUUAACGUACUGUGAUCUACACAAAAUCCAUAGAGAUGAUCUGCUCGACAUACUACAUCUGUAUCCGGAGUUCUUCGAUAGUUUUGUUAACAAUUUAGAAAUAACGUACAUCAUGAGGGAUGAAUACAACUCUGGUGUGGAUGUGAAACACAAAUAUCUGCGCGUCAAAUCUAUGGACAAGGAACGUAGUACCAGUGACAUGAACUCUAUACGAAUUGUGGGCAUGCAGUACAACAAGCUGAAUAAUAAGGCGUUCGUGCGUGACGGAGCACUUAAAGAGACGCCCGAUGUGAACAUCUAUGUGGGCAAAGACAGUAACAACUAUAAGUAUGGAGCGCCCAAAAGUGGUUAGUGCCGUUUAAUACUUGCCUAGUCUUUAAAAAACACUAUGUUAAAAAAAACAAAAUGCUAAUGCAAACACAUGCAUGCAUACAAGAAUACGAGUAUUCUAUUCCUUAAAAUGUACUUAAAAAAAAAAAAAAACAACAACAAAACCAACAAAAUAACCACAAGUGUAUAAUGUGUUAACACAAUGAAUUAAUAUUUAAUAUGUACUUACUCCCCCUAUUUGAAAUAUAUUUUUAGAUUAUUUUUAAGGAAAAGUUCAAUUGUUGAGAAUCCAUAUGCCAUUAACAUUAGGACGGCGCUCGAGAUUGUAUUUCACGGAGGGACAAUAUCACCACCACGGACAGACAUCCACACCCCCAUAUACUCACAUAUAUCUUUGCAUAACCCCAUAAGAAGCUAAAAACCAAACAUCUAAACAAAUAUUUUACUUUGUUUUAGAUUCAUUUUUUUAUAAUCGUUCGCAUUUGAAGUUCACUUUUUAACAGAGAUCACAUUUUUAUCGUACACCACGUAACACCAAAUGCAAUUGAAUUGUAUUUUUCAGUACACGGGGAAAAAUUACGUUCGCCGAUUGUAAUAAUGAGUGUUAAUUUUUCCCAGUGUAUGUGGCUGAAAACAGAGAAUUAGGAGAAUAUCCGACAUUCGACUUAUUUUAUUACACAGUGUUAAUACACGCUAUUUUAGCGAAAUUGAAAAAAGGCUAAUUUCCGCAAAAGUUUCGUAUUACAAUAUAUAUUUAAAAAAAAAGAAAUUAAGACUUUUUUCCAGUAGUGUUACGAAAAUAAUUUUUUUAAAUGAUAUAAAUAAAUAAGAACAUAUUUAUAUUUUACUUAGUAAUCAUGUAAA